Neurospora hispaniola is the source of this 879-nucleotide messenger RNA. Its product is annotated as glycosyl hydrolase family 61-domain-containing protein. NCBI's taxonomy places the organism in Eukaryota, Fungi, Ascomycota, Sordariomycetes, Sordariales, Sordariaceae. Bases 1 to 879 code for a protein of 292 amino acids. The transcript is spliced from 3 exons. The record is from RefSeq and is a predicted model, not a curated record.
AUGAAGUUCAGCAGCGCUCUCGCUUUCCUGGCUGCGGCCGGAGCCCAGGCUCACUACACUUUCCCCAAGGGCUACUCCACUGGCGCCGUCUCCGGAGAAUAUGAACACAUCCGCAUGACCGAGAACCAUUACAGCCGCGGCCCCGUUGCCGACGUCACCUCGGAAUCCAUGACCUGCUACGAGCUCAACCCCGGCACUGGCGCCCCCAAGACUUUGUCCGUCGCGGCCGGAUCCAACUACACGUUUGUCGUCGGCGACAACAUCGGCCAUCCCGGUCCCUUGCACUUCUAUAUGGCCAAGGUCCCCGAGGGCAAGACGGCUGCCACUUUUGACGGCAAGGGCGCCGUUUGGUUCAAGAUUUACCAGGAUGGACCGUCGGGACUGGGAACCGGCCAGCUCACGUGGCCUAGUGCUGGCGCCACCGAGGUCUCCGUCAAGCUCCCCUCCUGCCUUGAGUCCGGCGAGUACCUCCUCCGUGUGGAGCACAUUGGUCUGCACAGCGCCGGCUCCGUCGGUGGCGCGCAGCUGUACAUUGCGUGCGCGCAGCUCAACGUGACGGGCGGCACCGGCACCAUCAACACCAGCGGCAAGCUGGUUUCCUUCCCCGGCGCGUACAAGGCCACCGACCCCGGCCUCUUGUUCAACCUCUACUACCCUGCUCCUACCAGCUAUACCAACCCCGGUCCCGCUGUUGCCACUUGCGAUGGUGGUGCCCAGAGCCCGGCUGCUCCUGCUCCUGCUGCGUCCUCCGCCCCUAGUGUUCCGGCCUCUGCCCCUAGUGCGACGGUCCCUGCUGUGAGCGCGACCAGCGCUGCUGCUGUGGGCAAGGCCAGCUCUGCUCCCAAGAAGGGCUGCAAGCGCGCCGCUCGUAAGCACUAA